AUGACCUGUUAAAACUUUUUUGGCAGAAUUAUGUAAAUCACGCGUGACAGGUCGCGCGCUGGCAACCAAGAAAAGAACAUAAACAGAAAACAAAAGCGCAUUGGUUUUUUGACAGCUGCAUUUCAAAGUUCUACAUAUUUUGCCUUUACGUUUUACAAAAUAAACAGUACAAAAUUAUUAGUUACUUCUGGAAAAAAGUUGCGAUGGAAGAUGACAACGCAAAGGAGGAUAAUCAGCCGUCCGCAAGUAAGAAAGAAAGCCAAAGGAUGACGUCAGCACAGGACCUGUACAACGACAGGCGCAAGUAUGAGGAGAGGAGAGAUGACCAUGGCUCGAACAGUAUGACUCGAAGCGAGUCUUUUACGUCUGCUUCGUAUUCUGCGAGGAGUCGACUGGAUAUGGCGGAUGGCAGUCCAAAGAUGCCGAAGCCUCCUAUAGUUAAGAGAGAGACAAAACCCCCGGAAAAGAAAAAGAGGGGGCGCCGACCAGGCAGAGUGGAGAAACGGCGACGAUCGCCAACGCGGCGGGCGGCGCUCCGAAGAGUGCCCAAGCGUAAACCUAGAAAAGAAAGGGAGCUGUCUGUGUCAACCAUAUUCACCAGACUGUCAUCUCUGAGUGGCUCCAGAACUCCAGGCUGUAAGUUCUGUGGGCACCGAUGCUGCCGCAGAAGAUUCGAGUACCAAAGGAGAUAUAGCAGGAAAUACUAUAAUAGAAGGAAACCAAGAAGAGUUAAAAGGAAAAGAGUGAUUCCCAAACUUGACGACUUGUUUCCCACCAACCAAGGCACAAAAAUGAUCCAAGUGGGGUCGCGGAGCAUGAUGCUAUCGCCCUUGUUCAUCGGCACUAAUACCACACCCAUUGAAGAGUUGCCAGAUGAGAAGAAUACGUACAUUGAAGUCACCCCAGAAAUGAUAUACCAGGCACUUCGAAGACUCACCAUGUGGAGGCAGUUUGUGUUAACCAGCUCUAUUAUGGACUAUUUGAAGAGAAACUAUCCAGUUAAUCGUGAUGAAAAGGAGCUUCUGAUGGAGCUGGAAGACAAGCUGAGAGUGGCUUCUAUUGUUGGUAUAGUGACUAAUGUGUCUGAAGAACGAUGGUGUCUCCAAAAGAGAACCCUGGACAAAACACACGUGACGAAGUUCUGGCAGAUCUACGGGGACACAAUGAAACCUGUACGAAGACAAAAACCACCGAUUGCAGACAAAGGAGUAGAGAAAGAAACGAAUGCGCGAAAACAGAACUGCUCAGCUCUUUGGAUACGCGAGCCGAGUGAUAACAUAAACAAUAACGAGUACCUUUAA
This is a messenger RNA of Ostrinia furnacalis (Asian corn borer), 1301 nucleotides long. Its product is annotated as protein SON. The transcript is spliced from 7 exons. Bases 204 to 1301 code for a protein of 365 amino acids. NCBI's taxonomy places the organism in Eukaryota, Metazoa, Arthropoda, Insecta, Lepidoptera, Crambidae. The record is from RefSeq and is a predicted model, not a curated record.